CAAUUUUAAGGGGACUGAAAUAUUAAGGGGGGGGGGUCAAUUUAUGUGAUAAAGAAAUAUACAAGUGACUUUCGAUGUAGACAGACUUUUCAAGACUACUCUAGCAGCCACAUGGAUAACACAGAGAUGAAAAAGACAAGUGUAACGAAGGCGCAUUCAUUCAGUGUUCAACCUACGAUAAAGUACAGCAGGCUACAGAGGACGAGCGUGUCGGAUCCAUUGCUGAAAGCUCAAAUUGAACAGCACGAAGCGUUUAGAAGAGAAUGCUUGUCGAAAGCAAUACAGUGUAACCUGCCUGACAUAGUGGACAGAACCAAACCACACAAGCGCAUUCCAAUACCCGAAGGACUGAGCGAUGAGGAGAUUUCCUUUAUUCAAAGCAGAAGUAUAAGGAAAAACAACAAUUUAAGGAAGCUAUUAACGGUGCUUGUGAAGAAAGAUUUCGUGACAAUGACUAGAUGGGUUAGAAGUAAUUUGGACGAAGGUGUUCAACAGAUGAUACAAAACACCUAUGAUGAAUUCCGUGAUGAGGAACUCAAUACAAGCAAAUUUAGAUGUCUACGCUGUAGAAUAACCCUAGUCACAUGCGUUAGCCAUGUGGCAGACGCAUUGAAAAGUGCAGAAAUUUUAUCGGAUGAACUAUAUUUAAAGGUCAUAGAUACCGAUCUCAAGGUAGGGGCUCAAAAAAUAGUUUGGAAUAAUGUCUUUGAAGAAUGUGCAUGCUCACAGAGUCACAAAAGAGUGCAUUGUGCCUUCUUGGCUGUUUUCUAUAACCUAAUUGACAAAAGUACGGGUAAAGUAAAGAGAGAUUACGAAGCUAUAUAUGAUGACAUUUCAAAGCUUAAUUCCGAUUCCAAAGACCUACUAUUAUGCCAAUGUCAAAAACUAUGCUCAUCAGCAUUUCACCCUGUAUCAUGUGUCAAGCUUUACACGACAAGUAAUCUGUCUCACAGUUCAAACCAAACAUCGCACGCGUCUGGCUCUUCACAUACUUUUUUGAAAGAAACAACGGUACCUGAGCCAUUGGUGGUGUCAGAAAAACUAGGAAAUCAAACACCUGCUAAAAACAUGAUUCAAAAAUAUCAGAUUUAACACUAAUGUCACCUCAGUCGGAAUCAAGUAUUUCCUCAGAAUGUUCAAUGUCGACUGGAAGCAGUGUCUACAACGGAAGCGUUGAUAUGUCUGAAGAGGAUAUUGGAAAGUCGAAAAACACUUCAGAUGUGCACUGUUCGGCUUUUAACAACAGACGAGCGAAAAGAAAGGACAGACACAUGACGUCAACACAUAAUGGGAACCAUGCUGACGUGAUAAGGAACGCGUCGUUACGAUUAAUGCCUGUAAUGAGCUUAGGAAAGCCUUCUUCCGCAAGUACGAGUAAUCACUGUAAUCAGCGCGUAUCCAAAACAAGAAUAAUAGCCAAAGCGGAAGACCGCAGACAAUUUUUGGAAAUAAAUAACGCUAAAAGCGUGUACGUUGGCAGUUCUGUGGUUCAUGUCAAUGAUAGUGAUUCAUCAAAUGAAUAGUCGGAAAUCUGUGCAGCAAUAAGAGAUUUUGAAGAACAUGUAACUAAAUGGGGUUUAGUAUUAACAUUGCACCGCUAUUUUAAAGCCAACAUACAUAUACAUUGUAAUUAAAAUGAUCGGUUAUUUAAUUGGCGAACAUCAUUGGUAUACAAUAGAGGGAUAAGUCGAUUGUGCUUUAUGUACUUUUGUGUGUUUAAAAGAUCUAUAAUGAUUCCGAUGUCGUUAUGAUAUUUUAAGAAAAUUAUUCAGUGAACAGUAUCCCUGUUAAAGUACUUGCUGGGUACAAUGUAAUGAUAACUGAAAAACUGAAAAUGUAUAUUAAUGAAUGACAUACAUAAAUGAUAUGAUGUGUGUAUGUGAAUCGCAGUUUAAAAUGUACACAAUAUACCAGUAUGGUACUCUGAUCGCUUUUACAUAUCGUUUUAUUUUGUAGCACUCAACUUAAAAAGGCAACAUUUACGCCAUUGACAAAAUACAAUGAAUUUACAGUUUUGCGGGAAUAACCAAUGAUUCUAUGCGACAAGCUUUGUUUAGUUUAUAGUUUAGUUUGCAUAUAAUUCCAUGAACGUUUGAUAUUCUCACGAAUCAUAAGUAAUGUAACAUGUUACUUAAGAUCAAUUAAGAGUGCUCAAAAAGGAUGCAAUCCAUUUAUAUCAAGGGACGUUUUGCAUGAAUAA
Messenger RNA from Dreissena polymorpha, 2200 nucleotides. RefSeq lists its product as uncharacterized. The transcript has 2 exons. The record is from RefSeq and is a predicted model, not a curated record. Bases 112 to 1092 code for a protein of 326 amino acids. NCBI's taxonomy places the organism in Eukaryota, Metazoa, Mollusca, Bivalvia, Myida, Dreissenidae.